Molecule: messenger RNA, 2863 nt
Organism: Sphaerodactylus townsendi
Lineage: Eukaryota; Metazoa; Chordata; Lepidosauria; Squamata; Sphaerodactylidae
Gene: ARHGAP33
Product: Rho GTPase activating protein 33
Exons: 22
Coding region: 160-2715 (851 amino acids)
Biological process (GO): small GTPase-mediated signal transduction
Cellular component (GO): nucleoplasm; actin cytoskeleton; cell cortex
Molecular function (GO): phosphatidylinositol binding; GTPase activator activity; protein binding
Source: RefSeq, a predicted model, not a curated record
AGGAGGAGGAGGAGGAAGGAGGCCGGGCCGUCCUCGAAGGGGCCGGGCCGGAGCGGAUCGGGUGGCGGCGGCGGCGGCGUCGGGCUCCCUCCCCUAUUGUCCCCGCUCGGCCCGGGACUGGCUCGGGCGGCCGCCGGGGCGCGCUGGCAUCGCGGCGCCAUGGUGGCCCGGAGCACUGACAACAUCAACACCUCUGGAGAGGGACAAGUGCGCUCGUUGGGGAAUGCAUCCAACCACGUUAAGGGGAAGCCAACCAAGAGACUUUCCAUCACGCGGGGGCACUUCCCCAAGCUGACCGAAUGUGCCCAUUUUCACUAUGAAGCGGUGGACUUUGGACACAUCCAGCUACAGUUUGUGCCUGAGCAGAAUGACAACCUCAGCAACUUGGACGAGGGAGAGCUGCUUUUUGCCAUUCAAGUUACCUGCCAGGGGAAGAGCUGGCAGGUGCAUCGCAGCUAUGAGGAAUUCCGCACGCUGGAUGCCCACUUGCACUGCUGCAUCUUUGACAGGCGCUUCUCCCAGCUUCCCGAGCUGCCUCCCUUCAGCCACAUGAGGGCCAACCCAGAGCUGCUGGUGCCCAUGCUUACACAGUACUUAGAAAAACUCUCAGCCAUUGUGGACAGCAACAUCAAUUGUGGACCCAUCCUUACCUGGAUGGAGAUUGAUAACCAUGGCAACCGCCUGCUGGUCAAUGAGGAAGCCUCUAUCAAUGUUCCCGCCAUUGCAGCUGCCCAUGUCGUCAAACGGUACACGGCGCAGGCGCCUGAUGAGCUCUCCUUUGAGGUUGGAGACAUCAUCUCUGUGAUCGAUAUGCCCCCCAAGGAAGACAGGAGCUGGUGGCGUGGGAAACAUGCAUUCCAGGUUGGCUUCUUCCCCAGUGAGUGUGUAGAGCUGUUCUCGGAACGUCCGGCAUCAGGACUCAAAGCAGAUGCUGAAGGGAUGAGCUGCAGUAUCUCCAGACCCCAUGGCCUCCUUUCCCCCACUUCAGUGUCCAAGAAGCAUGGCAAGCUGAUCGGGUUCCUCCGCACUUUCAUGAAGUCCAGGCCCAGCAAGCAGCGUCUCAAACAGCGUGGGAUCCUCCGGGAGAGGGUCUUUGGCUGUGACUUGGGCGAGCACCUGAAGAAUGCUGGCAAUGAUGUCCCCCAGGUUCUGCGCUCCUGCUCUGAGUUCAUUGAGAAGCAUGGCGUUGUGGAUGGCAUCUAUCGCCUCUCGGGGGUCUCCUCCAACAUUCAGCGGUUGCGGCACGAGUUUGACAGCGAGCGGGUGCCCGAGCUCUCCAAGGACGUGUACCUGCAGGACAUCCAUUCCGUCAGCUCUCUCUGCAAGCUGUAUUUCCGGGAACUGCCAAACCCGCUGCUCACCUACCAGCUCUAUAACAAGUUUGCGGAGGCUGUGUCCGUCUCUGGGAAUGAGGAGCGCUUGGUACGCGUCCACGACGUCAUUCAGCAGCUGCCUCCACCACACUACAGGACCCUGGAAUUCCUGCUCCGGCACCUGGCCCGCAUGGCUAUGCACAGUCAAAACACCAGCAUGCAUAUCCGCAACUUAGCCAUCGUUUGGGCACCCAACCUGCUGCGUUCAAUGGCUCUAGAGUCCGUAGCGCAGUGUGGCGCCGAUGCCUUCCAGGAAGUCCGGGUUCAGUCCCUUGUGGUCGAGUUUCUUCUCAACAACGUUCAGGUUCUCUUCAGCGACACCUUCACCUCUGUCGGAAAGGACAGUGCAGGACGUUGCUUCCUUCCCCGACCCAAAUCUCAACUGGUGAGCUGCCCUUCCACCCGACUGCUGUCUCUGGAGGAGGCCCAGGCUCGCACUCAAGCCCUGUGCAAGAUCACCAAACCUGAGGCCAGGGACGAGUCCACCGAUCUGCAGGCACAGGGGAAAGUCUCCUCCAUACUGGGAUCACCUGACACCAGGCAAAAGGCAGAAAGCAACGGGAGGCUUCGCAAGACCUCGGGCCCAAGCUGGAAGGCAUUCUUCGCCAUUGGUAAGGCACCUGUCACAUUCCGCAAGAAAUCCCAUCGGCUCGGUGAGCUUUCUGGACUUGGAGAUCCUCUGCCAGGGGGCCAAGCUGAGACUGUCACCCUGAGGUCAGCUAAGAGUGAGGAGUCCCUGACCUCCCAAGCCAGCAUGACAGGUCUCCCCAAGCUGCCCUGCCUGCGACGCCCGCACUCUAGCAGCGAUGCCUUCCCCACCCUGAAGCCAUGUCGUUCAUGCUCGUCUCUGGGCUCCUCUGUGUCGGGCAGGGGGGACGGCCCAGCCGGGCCAGUGGACAUGAUCGCACGGCGCCGUUCUUCCUGGCUGGAAGCUGACUCGGAGCUGGACUCGGAGCUUGAGCUGAGUCCUCCCGGCCUCCGCGGCUUGGACUUUGACCCGCUGACCUUCCAAUGCAGCCCUCCCGCUCGGCGGUCCUCGCUGUCCGACAACUCCAGCACCCCGAGCCCCCUCAGGGCCCUCUCGCCCAGUUCUCCCCCUACAAUCGGCCAGGAUACAUCGGAGCCUUUGCCCGUCUCCCUGCCCAACAAAGUGCUGGAAAUGUUUGCUGGCGGCGAGGCCAAGGGGCUGGCUGUGCAUGCCUCGCCCCCGCACAUGAUCUCCAUGCUGCUGAGUGCUGCUGGGGGGCAGCUCAGCGACAGCUGCAAACGGGAAGUCCGCUGCAAGCUCCUGCAUGAGGCGCAAGAGGCCGUGUGGUGCCUCACAGUCCAAAGGCCGACGUGAUCCCCACAUCUCCCGGUGAGCUUUCAGUGUUCCGGCAUAUCCCCCCGCCUCCUCCUCCCAAGAACCCAGCUCGGAUGAUGGCGCUGGCGCUGGCCGAGAGCGCGCAUCAGGCAGUACUGCAGCAGCAGCAACAAGCCGGCCGCGGGAA